Molecule: messenger RNA, 565 nt
Organism: Galendromus occidentalis (western predatory mite)
Lineage: Eukaryota; Metazoa; Arthropoda; Arachnida; Mesostigmata; Phytoseiidae
Exons: 3
Coding region: 26-565 (179 amino acids)
Source: RefSeq, a predicted model, not a curated record
UUGCGUCGGAUCCUGGAGCUCAAGCAUGAAGUACUUACCGGCACUGUUGAGUCUCUUGCUCAUUGGCACUACGGAUGCAGAUACGGAACGGAAUACCGUCACUUGUGUUAUGGAUUUGAUCAAGAGCUACUACGUCAACUUCUACAUGGACUUCAUCAAGACCUGCGUGGAUCUCGGAUCGAAAACCGCGGGGAACCUAUUCUACACCGACCUGAACUCCGAGUUCUCGAGCUUCGAGGAAAAUCUGCGGAACUUAACGGAGUCGACAGUACUGACGAGAGAAGAAUGUUCAAAGAAAGGAUGGUUGAUGAGGAAUAUUUGCCAGCUCAACGAAAACAAGAACUUUCUCCUCCGCGUGAACCUGGCGCACGCGAGGUUCUUGAGGAGAGUGGCGACCAAGUUUUUCGAGCUCCCCGGGAGUCUCUCUGCCCUUGUGUUCAAAUUCAUCUCCCUUCAAAUUCGCAUGUUCCAUGUCCACGCUAGAGAGGCCGUCGCCUGCUUGAGGAGGACAUCGGUUCGCAACGUCCAUUGUCGUCUUCUUGCCGAACAUCAGGGUUAUCAAUAA